Molecule: messenger RNA, 4769 nt
Organism: Octopus bimaculoides (California two-spot octopus)
Lineage: Eukaryota; Metazoa; Mollusca; Cephalopoda; Octopoda; Octopodidae
Product: protocadherin-17
Biological process (GO): homophilic cell-cell adhesion
Cellular component (GO): plasma membrane
Molecular function (GO): calcium ion binding
Source: RefSeq, a predicted model, not a curated record
CAUUGGCUGCAGCAGACAUUACAUUCACUUUAUAUGAGAUAGGACUGCAGACCUCUCUCACACUCCCUCUCUCACAUACACACACACUCUCUCUCUCUCUAUUGGUUUCACUCCUCUUCUACCACUCUCUUUCUAGCUGAUGCUCACACAACACAGACCAAGCCAUAUAUAAUAUUAGCAGCACACAACAGCAGCUAGCAUUGAAUACAACUCGACAGCAGGAUACACUUCUAAUCUCAAGAAAACUUUCAAGGAUUUACCUGCAUCAAUUUACUUCAUGAGUGAAAAAAUCAAGAUGGCUACUGUUACUUCACAGUGAAGACUUAUUUGGAGUUGAAACAAAUUAAUCAGUUUUCUCAGCUAACUUAUGAUUGAAAAUGAUGUUAAAAUUUUGUGUAGUAUUGUUCAUUCUUGGAGAAUCGUUGUCUGUAGAUGUUAUCUUCCAUGUGCCAGAGGGUCACAGUCCAGGUACAUUUAUAGGGAAUAUUGCUGAUGAAACUCAUUUUUUGGACAGCAUGCCUUCUCAAGAACAUGGCUCUGUUACAUUCAGCCAGUUACAUGAAAGUAUUAGUGAAGAUUUUGAACUGUUUAACAUAACUAGCUCAGGUAAAAUGUACACAACACAGAUAUUAGAUGCUGAAUCCCUCUGUAAAUAUAAUUCAGAAUGUUUUAAAAUGGUAGAGAUUGCAGUCAGGCAUGAGGAAUCUUUUGUCCGAAUUUUGGAAAUUAAAAUAAUCAUUGAUGAUAUUAAUGACAAUGCUCCUGAAUUCUCCAGCAAACAAAUCAAACUUCAAUUUUCUGAAACUGAUAGAGAAGGUUUUAUGAAAUCAAUACCGAAUGCUUUAGACAAAGAUGUUAGCACACUUUAUAACCAGAUUAAUUAUCAGCUUUACAAGAACCUAGAUGAACCCUUUUCUUUAUCAGUUAAUAAAAAAGUUGAUGGAACAGCUAAAAUUGGUAUCAUGUUAGAAGAAGCACUUGACAGAGAAUUGAAAGAUAGCUAUGCUCUGCAGGUUAUUGCCAGAGAUGGCGGCUCACCACCAAAGGAAGGCAUUUUAGAUAUUCAGAUUUCAGUUACAGAUGAAAAUGAUAAUUCUCCAUCCUUUUCUCAGGAUAUAUAUAAUGUAUCAAUUAAUAAUGGUUUUCGGAAAGAUAUUCCAGUGUUUGUUUUGCAUGCAACAGACUUAGACUCAGGGGAAAAUGGUGAAAUUUUAUACCAAUUUGGCUCAAAAACAUCUCCUCUUGCAAAAUCUCAUUUUACAAUUAAUGAAAAAACGGGAGAGAUUUUCCAGUCUCGGACAAACUAUGGUGAAAGGAAACAAAUGUAUAAGCUUUAUAUUGAAGCUAUUGAUAAUGGUAAUCCUCCCUUAAGUUCAACUGCAAUUGUUUUGAUAAACAUAUUAAACGAAGAAAAUAAUGCUCCAAGAAUAGAUAUGAAGUUUGUUUCAAAGUUUGAAGGCAACAGAGUAACAAUAUCUGAAGGAGUAAAAGUUGGAAGUUUCAUUGCUUAUGUGAAAGUUAUAGACAAUGAUAUUGGUUUAAAUGGAGAAGUUUCCUGUCAGCUUGAACAUGACAAACUGGAACUCAGAAGUUUGGGAACAAACAAAUACAAAGUAGUCAUCAAAAAUACUGUGAACAGAGAAAGUCAAAGUCAACUUAAUUUUGCAGUUGUAUGUGAAGACAAAGGGUUGCCCCCUUUACUAACCAAAAGAAUGUUUACAGUUCAAGUAAAAGAUAUCAAUGACAUUCAACCACAUUUUACUCGUGAUGUUUUCAAAUUUUUAACUUAUGAAAAUGAGAAACCAAAUUUUCCAAUUGGUUUGAUAAAUGCAACUGAUCAAGACCAAGGAUCUGGUGGUCGACUUUCUUUCUCUUUGUUGAAUGACCACAACCGUGUUUUACCUUUUAAGAUAUCCAACUUUGGAUUUAUUGUAACGACUCAAAUGUUGGAUCGGGAACAACAAGACGUCUAUAAAUUUAAAGUUUUAGUCAAAGACAAUGGUAUUCCGCCAUUAAGUAACGCUGCUACUGUAAUUGUGGAAGUUAUGGAUAAAAAUGAUAAUGCUCCCUAUUUUACAUUUCCCAGUGUUAGCCCUUUCACUUUAGAUGUUCACUACCAUCCACAGAGUAAUAGUGACAUUACAACCUUGAGAGCUUCAGACAGAGACAGUCACGUGAAUGCUUUUCUCAAAUAUGAAAUACUUUCUGGAAAUGGAAAACAAUUAUUUACAAUAAAUCCUUACACAGGAACUUUGUCUUAUUAUCGAACAGUUUACCAAAAUGAUGCAGGAUUAUAUGAUCUUCAGUUUGUUGUCAAAGACAGUGGCACACCAGUUUUAUCAGCAACAACUAUACUGUCUUUGACACUGACUGUCAGUAACAAUACGUCUAAGAUGUUUACACCUAUAGGCAUAGAGGCUGAUAAAAAGAUACAUUUUAAUUUAGUUGCUGUUAUAGUUAUUGCAGCUGUCAUUGUAUCUGUUGCUAUUGUGGUUUCCAUUGCAAUAUGUAUCAUUCAGAAAAACAACCAAAGAAAAUUUCUCUAUACUAACGACGUAGAUGGGAAUAAUAAGUUUGCUGAAGAGAGGAGACCAUCAGAAUAUGUUUCUGAGACUGUCUCUCCUCAAUAUGAUAUUUCUAUUACAAUGGUAUCUGACAACAGCAUGAAAAGAAAUACACAGACAGCUACACUUAAAAAAGAAUCACUUCCCAGACAUAAACCUGGACAAAAUUGGAAAAAUUCCCCAACAGGAAUAUUACACCAAAAUAUUAUCCAAGGGACACAUCAGAUAUUCCCACAAGAAAAAGUCUGGAACCAUUAAAUCAGGAAUCUGAAAUUUCAUUCCCAUCCUGAAAAAGGCAACACAAAAUCUACAGCAAAACCUCAGAGAUACCUCAACAUCAUAAAUCAUGACAGGAAUCAAAUAUGCUUUGAAAAAAAUAUUAGGAACUAAUUUCACGAAUUUGGCAUAAACCGAAAAAUUUCAAGAGAAGGAGUUAUUUAAUUACAUCGACCUUAGUACUCAACUGGUCUUAUUUUAUCAACUCCAAAAGGACAAAAACCAAAAUCAACCUCAGAAGAAUUUGAACUCCACAAACAGCAGGAAGAAAUGAUGUUAAGUAUUUUGUCUGAUGCCCUAAUGACUCUGCCAGAUCAUCACCAUAAUUCAUAUCAUAAAUAUUAAACAGAGAAGAAUAAAUACAACUACACUUAGCAUUCUUUUGUAGGGGUUUUGUUGAUUUUUCAGAGAGAAGGGCAAUUUUUAUUCUAAUAAAUAUUUUAUUACCAUUAUCCAAAGAAAACUUCACUUAACCCCUACUCCACAAAUAGUAUAAGAAAACAUUCCCACAAAAAACACCAGUGAUAUCUUUCAUUGGCCACUCUGGCUUGAAAGAUUCAUUUCCCAGCCACAUUGACUUCAAGGUUCACUUAUUACACAAGAGUCUUGGACUAGCUGUAAAGGAGGAAUAAGAUGUGACCAGAAGGUUAUCAAAAGCUGCUGAGAAAGCAAGCCAUUACACAUGGUUCAAGGGAAAGGAUGAGUGGUGUGGCAAGAACAGACUCUGAAAAUGGUAGAAACAGAUGGCCAAGAGUUGUAACUUCUGUCUCAACAAAGCUCAUGCUGUUAUGUGAAAGUUUUGUCGCAAUUCGUGGCCCCAGGCAGUUCUGGUAUCAUGGUGGAAAGAGUUGAAAUGUCUAUAGUACUGCUUCUCUGCCAGAUGAAACAUUAACUCCUGCAUUUGGAGACAGAGUACAGCAGCACCUUCAGCACACAAGUAUUUACCUUAGAAGAAGAGCAACUGUCAGAGAACAAAGAACCAAGAAUACCAGAGGUCACAUCACUGACUGCCACAAAAAAGAAUCUGAAAAUCAAGGACUUUCCCUUAGUUGGCUUCUGUUCCUUAUGAAUUGCAACAAUGUCUUAAUAUCUCGGAGAAAAGAAUUAACUUCAAAAUAUAAUGAUCUGUUUCUCAUGUCAACCCAGUUUAAGCAUGAAUUGUAUUUGAUAAAAAAAAUUAAGCGUAAUGAAAUGAAUUUUGUGGGCGUGUUUGACUCAGUUUUCUUUAAUUAUGUUUGUAAAGUUCAUUACAGGCUAUAGUCAUAUUUUAUAAGCAAAUACUCUGUCUAAUUCUAAACUCCUUUAUUAGAUUAAUUGCACUUCUUCCAAAGUAACUAAAUUAGUUGUGAACAUUUACCAGUUUAUCAUAUAAGUUUCUAAAUUUAACACAUUUAGUUUCCACACUUAACUGACUGUACCUAACUUUAGUAGUAUGAUAGAAAAUUUUGCCUUUUCUGCAUUGGAUUAAAAUAUUUCAGAUGCUAUAUAUUUUGCAUGUGUAUUUAUGUGUGUACACAAGUCUAUUUGGCACUAUGUACUUCAUUGCUUGCUUAGUGGUGUUGCUUACAGAUAGUUUGACAUGAAAUCUAGAAUUUCAACGGAAGAUAUACAGGUGUAUUUUGACAGUAGAAUAUAUACAAGUCUGUAUGAACCACAUUAAGGAUCUUACUGUAAUUAACAACAUUAAUGUGUAUUGUGAGGUAAUAAUGUCACUAGUGACUUUGCAUAGAGAACCAAAGUGAUUAAACUGAUCUCGUAAAGAGAAUCCAUACAUGUAGGCACUAUCAUGGGUGUGUGCUAAGAAGCUUGCUUCCCAACCACAUAGUUCCAGAUUCAGUAGCAUCUUGGGCAAGUGUCUUCUACUAUAGCCUCAGGGUGAUCAAAGCCAUGUGAGUGAUUUGGGUGACAGAAACUGAUAGAAGCCUGUCA